Messenger RNA from Xenopus tropicalis (tropical clawed frog), 917 nucleotides. RefSeq names its product cytochrome b-245 alpha polypeptide (gene cyba). Gene Ontology annotation, biological process: innate immune response. The coding region runs from base 17 to 580 and encodes 187 amino acids. Gene Ontology annotation, molecular function: heme binding. The record is from RefSeq and is marked provisional. NCBI's taxonomy places the organism in Eukaryota, Metazoa, Chordata, Amphibia, Anura, Pipidae. Gene Ontology annotation, cellular component: plasma membrane; NADPH oxidase complex. The transcript is spliced from 6 exons.
CUGGACACCUCUGAAAAUGGGACAGAUAGAAUGGGCAAUGUGGGCAAACGAACAAGCCUUGGCAUCUGGACUGAUCCUUCUUACUGGAGGCAUUGUUGCAGUGGCCGGACAAUUUAAAGGCUGGCAAUUUGGAGCAUAUGGCGUUGCUGCUGGUGUAUUCAUAACUCUGCUUGAAUAUCCCCGAAGCAAAAGAAAGAAGGGUUCCACAAUGGAGAGAUGUGGUCAGAAGUACUUGGCAGCUGUAGUUAAACUUUUUGGGCCCCUCACACGAAAUUACUAUGUCCGUGCCAUCCUCCAUGCAGGACUGGCAGUACCUGGAGGGUUUAUACUAUCCACUAUCUUGGGUACCGUGUGUCUUGGCAUUGCCAGCAUCAUCUACUUUCUGGCGGCCAUUCGUGGGGAGGAAUGGCGUCCUAUUGAGAAGCAAGCAGAACCAAAGCCAAGAGCCGGAGAAACAAUUAAACGACCCCCAGAGAACCCACCUCCACGGCCUCCAGCAGAGGUGCGAAGAAAACAGGCCGAUGAGGUUUCAGUGGGAGGGGGCCAUGUUAACCCUAUUCCUGUCACAGAUAAUGUAUGAUGUCUUUUCCCUUCUGAACAACCUUUUUUUUUUUUUUUUUUAUACGACAGACCUUACAGUCUUCUUUUUGCUCACAACCACUAUGUAUAUAAUAUAGCCAUUAAAAACAAUCUAGCUUUUGUAUAUAUUUUUAAACGUAUGAUUUUAUAUACCGGAUUUCUCAGCCUUGCCUGGCGACACAUUAUUUGGCCGCCAUAUUCUUGUUACAAGUGGUAGACACAUAUUUGUCCUCUGUCUGUGCAUACAGUAAGUCAGUCAUCAGUCAGUGGUCAUGUAUCUGAAUGUAUUAACAUUUCUAGCUGCUUUAAUAAUAAAUGCAUACCUUUUACUAGUAAAA